Crotalus tigris (Tiger rattlesnake) is the source of this 10157-nucleotide messenger RNA. RefSeq names its product contactin-associated protein-like 2. NCBI's taxonomy places the organism in Eukaryota, Metazoa, Chordata, Lepidosauria, Squamata, Viperidae. The record is from RefSeq and is a predicted model, not a curated record. The transcript is spliced from 11 exons. The coding region runs from base 1 to 1938 and encodes 645 amino acids.
AUGGCUUCAAAAUGCCUCAGAAUUUCCGUUCUUCCUAAAGGCUCAAUUUCCUCUCCGGUAACUCAGACUGUACAGCAAACCAAGCCUAAGUCUCCCCCACCUUCUCCCCCACUACCAGCAUUUACACUUGAAGAUAUACAGGAUGCUUUGGGAAAAACAGCACGACAGAUUAAAGAAGAGAUGGCAGAGCUUUUUGAGGAUAAAAGUAGGGAGAUGAGGGAGGACAUAGUGCUUGCACUUCAAGAGUUAGCAGCCCAUAUAGAGCGUCUAGAUGAGCGUGUGGAUGAUGUGGUGGAAAAUGCUGAAAGAUUAGAAGAUAGAGUUGUUCCCUAUGCUUCAGGAACCCACUUUUCCUGCACACUCCUCCAUGAGCGGAUCCUCACCCUCGCAGAGAGGAUGGAGAGCAAUUCUGGACCUCAGGGUCUGAUUCAUUACAUCACAUGCACGAUGCAAUCACUCCAGUCCAUCCUGGACGGCAUCAGUCAGGGAGACUCCCUGGUGUCAAUAGAUUCCACGGAGGUGUAUCUCCACUUCCCCAUCCCUCCAGCUCACCGGCAGUUCCUCAGGUUCUCUUACAGGAACAGGCACAUCCAGUACAAGGCCCGUUGGUAUGGCCUCUCCUUGGCUCCCAGGAUAUUCAUCAAGAUCCCAACUGUACUGGCUGCCCACAUACGGAAGAUCAGGGACCGUCAGAUACGGGUCUUCAUGGUCAAAGUGGCGCCCAAGGUCCACAUGAACCGGCAGGCUGCCACAGAUGUAUCUUUCUCAUUUAAUGUUGGAAAUGGCCCAGUAGAAAUUAUUAUCAAGUCACCCCAUCCACUCACUGACGAUCAGUGGCAUCAAGUGAUUGCAGAGCGCAAUGUCAAAGAAGCCAGCCUGCAAGUAGAUCAGUUCCCCAGAGAGAUCCAGAAGGCUCCCACUGAAGGCCACACUCGACUAGAACUCUAUAGCCAGCUGUAUGUUGAUGUUGGAGCCUUUUUUGAAGAAGGAAUGUGGCUCCAGUAUAAUUUUUCAUCUGUAGGAAAUAAUAUGAAGGAUUCAGGGAGCAAAACUCCCUUGAGCUCCAAAGAAUCAGAGAACUUUGUAUCAGACCUCAGUCUCAAUAAAGAAGAAAUCAGUUUUAGCUUCAGCACUAGCAAAGCUCCUUGUAUCCUGCUUUACAUCAGUGCUUAUUCUCAAGACUACAUGGCAGUGCUAGUGACUCCAGCUGGAAGUUUACAGGUUCGAUACAAACUUGGAGGUGCUAAAGAACCAUACAACAUCAAUAUAGAUCACAGGAAUAUGUCUAAUGGGCAGCCACACAGUGUGAAUAUCACGCGGGCAGGAAAAGACAUAAUUCUCCAGCUGGACCUUUAUCCCCCAGUAAGCUACACCAUACCAGGACCUUCGAGCCUUCAGUUCAGCUCAUUGAAGUCACUCUUUCUAGGAAAAGUAAUAGAACUUGGAAAGAUUGAUCAAGACAUAGAUAAAUAUAACACACCAGGAUUUUCUGGUUGCCUGUCACGUGUAAAGUUCAACCAGAUUACUCCACUCAAGGCAGCCUUGAGACAGACCAAUAUUUCCUCUGACAUUUACACAGAAGGAGAACUUGUAGAAUCCAACUGCGGAGCAAAUCCACAAACUAUCCAACCAAUGUCUUCUACGACAGACCCUUGGCAUCCAGAUUCAGGUGCUGAACUUCCUUAUAAUGGUCAAGUAAUAGGAAGUGGUGUUAACAGAAAUUCAGCAAUUAUUGGAGGUAUUAUUGCUGUUGUGAUCUUCACCAUUCUCUGCACCCUGGUGUUCCUCAUUCGAUAUAUGUUCCGCCACAAGGGAACCUACCAUACCAAUGAAGCCAAGGGGGCAGAAUCUGCUGAGAGUGCAGAUGCCGCUAUUAUGAACAAUGAUCCCAAUUUUACAGAAACCAUUGAUGAGAGCAAAAAAGAGUGGCUUAUCUAAAAUGAGAUGGGAGGAGGAAACAGCAGGGAUUGGGAUGGGGUUGCGGAACAUUUUUUUCAACAAGCUCUCUAAUGGACUCUUGAGCACAUCUAAUUUUAAAAAGGAGGAGAUCAGCACAACUCAAAGUGCAAAUGACAGACAAACACUGAGACUGCAAACCCAAGCAAGCAGAAAAGAAUAUUGAUUUAUCUUGAUUUGCCCUUUUUGUACACAUUCAAUCCAAGAAAAUAAUCCAAGCAGUUCAGUAAUUUAAGCAGUUCACCAUUGCCAAUAAAUAUUGUUGUCUAUCUGUGCUUAGAGUUGUUUAAAAAUACCUAUCACUACAAGGAUCACUUUUCUGUGUUUUUUAAUCCCUUUAGAAUACAAAUAUUUCUCUCUAAACAAUAAGAUUUCUGUUUUUGAAGGCUAGGAGCAUUCUUGUCUAGCCUUUUAAUAUCAUGUUCUAAAAAGGAUGUGAUAAUAAUUGAAACAUACAUUGUCAUUUGAUUUGAUUUGAACAUUAAAAGUAUUAGAUUGCAGGGUACUUUCAAAUGGCUUUAUAAAUUCUCAGAAUUCUCUGUAAUUGUUUGAAAAAGCCAGGAAUCCCAAGUAUAUCGUUUUUUUAUUGAUGUAAACAUGUUAGUCUCAUUUCCUAUCUGAAAUAAGAUACAAAGUGCCAAUAAACAGCAUUGCUCCAUUUUCUGAGAAUAAGAAUAUUGGCGUUUCACAGAAAGCUUUUGUCCCACAGUAAUCUCCAACAUUACUGAAUUACAAAUUUCAUAGAAAAUAAUAUUUCAGUGGCUGUCAAUCUAUGGGGACAGCUCACAGAAUUAUUCUCUUUGGGAGAAGCCAUAACUAUGAAAUUAUCUUAAAAACCUACUUACAAUAAAUGGCCCUUCAGAAAGCAAGAACUCAGGCUUCAAGACAUGCCUGGGAUAAAACCAGAUUUCCAUAUUUUUGACAGGCCAUCAAUCUGUUAGCAUUUUGAAAUCUCCACCUGAUUUGGGUAUAUAUAAUAAUAUUGUGAGUAAUGAAGACAUACUGUUAUUUUCAUUCUUGUUGUCAGAAAGGCACACAUUAAUGCACAAAAAGCCUUAUUAAUUUCCUUGCUGUAGCUCUGUUACAACUCUUCUGACCUGAGAUCACCAUGUGACAUUUGUUCCACUUGUGACAUAACUGAUUUAUGUAGGUACAUAAAUACAUUCUAGGGAAUUAGAACCACAUUUAUAUGUUCAUUGAAAAUGGAUUCUCAUAAAUUCACAACAUUAUAGGCAUAUUACUAUUUAACAAACAAAUUUAAUACACAAUACAUGCUUUUUUUGUUCUUUAAAUCUUCAUAAAUCCUGAUUUGAAAUAGAUUUUUGAAACAAUUUUCCCUUUAGUACAGUGGUUCCCAACCUUUUCUAUACCCCGCACCCCUAGAACACUUCUGAUAUAUUUUCACACCCCUUACAAAAGUUCAAAAUAACUGCAACAAAUUAUGCAUAUAGACUAUAAUUUUGAAAACUCAAGUUUUUGCACCCCCUGCAAUAUCGUCUCACACCCCCAGGGGGUGCAAGCACCCCUGGUUGGAACUGCUGCUUUAGUGGAAAAGCAAAAAUGAAAGGACUGAAUAAUCCUGUCACCAGAGAGCUCAGAAUUACAUAUUCCAAAGCAUGACUUUUUCUUAUGGGCAGGUUUGUUGAAUCUGUUAUUCAGGGAUAAGAGUCACAUUGCUGAAUUGAAAUGUACAUAUCCCUGAAAGAGAAAGCUCUGGAACCAAUUCUCACAAGUCACAUGCAUCUAUGUUUUAGCAGAUAUAGUUACAGUAUGUGAAAGAAUUGAACCAGAUCUAAUAUUUUGGUAUGAGCUUUCUUAUAAAUUGAACAUAAACUGGGCCAUUUUGGAUUAUCAAAUUAUGACAAAGGAGAUUACUUUUAUACAACAAAUGUUAAUCAAUUUCUAAUUGGUUUAAUCAGCAAAACAUAAUUGUUGAUACAUAAUUAUAAUUUUGCAAAAGCAAGUUCACUGAACUACAAUUUCCUGGGUUUCUUGGAGGAGUUUCAUAGCUGUUAAACUAGUAUGAAUCUAAUUCAAUAUGGUGGCUUUUUUAAAAAAUGCCAUUGUUGAUCAAGAAAGUCCUUCUCUAGCAGUCUUUGUAGAAUUGUACUUUGCACCCAGUGAACAUAAUACAAUUGUAUAGUCUCUUGCUUAUCAUGUAUUUUAAGAAAAUGAAUGGUGAUAAGGUUCACGCAUAUGUCUGUGAAUCCAUGUAAUAUAUCUGCUCACUAUUUUGGUAUGCAUAGCUUUGAAACAUUUCUAUAUCAUCUUCUUGAGAAAUAUUGGUAAUCCAAAUUAACUGUAGUUCAACAUACUAAAAAAUCCUAUUCUCUUUUAUCUGAGUCUAUAGUUUUUUUGGGGGGGGGAAUGUAUAGGAGACCGAAUAAAAUUACUUCCAUAUUUCAACACUCUUGCAAAUUGGAGGGGUUAGAAAUGUUAUACAUGCCUGUAGAUCUGUCUGCCAGUCUGCCUUUUUCCAUCCAAUGAGCGAGGGAUGUUCCUCAGUUUUAGAAAGCCAUCAGUGCCUUUGUGAGAAUAGCAGCCAUUAUGCCAGCUCCCUUUAUUGUUUUAGCAUUCCGCUAACCAGCAUGGCUCUCACAAAGCAUAGACUACCAUGUUAAAAAUGGAUGUGAAGAGAACAAUCAACAAAUAUGUUUUAUGUAAACACUUACAAUUUGAUAGAUAUAUAAUGUUAAUGACUUUUCUAAUAUUUCUUUUCUAUAUUUUUGAGACUUUUAAAAGUCUUUAUCAUAUGUGAGGGUUUAUUGUUUUGUUACAUUAAUUCUUUAUAAUAUUCUCCUUCAACAAAAAAAGACUAGUGAAAUAAUUGCAGUCUGUUGUAAUAAUUAUCUGACCAUAAUGUCACCUAAACAAUACAAAACACAUUCACAUAUAAAGCCACAGUAAUGGUGAUGAUAAUAGCAAUGAUGAUAUUUUUAUUAUUUAUUUAUUUAUUUGUUUGUUUAUAUCCUGCCUUUUAUUCCUUUUAGAAUCCACAUCUUCCUCCUUCUAUUUUGCCAACCACAACAAUAAUCCUACGAGGUGAUUUGAUCUGAAAGAGAGUAAUUGGUCCAAGUUCGCUCAAUUGGUUUUCAUAGUUAAGGCAGGACUUGAAGUCACAGUCUCUUGCUUUCUAGCCUGAUGCCUUAACCCAGGCAUAUCAAACUCACGACAUCACAUGACAUCACAUGAUGUAUCAUGACUUUUUCCACAUUGUCAGCAAUGGGAUGGGUGCGGUUUUGUCGUUACGCAUCUGGCCCGCCGGCUGACAGUUUGACAUGCCUGCCUUAACCACUAAACCAGGGGUAGGCAACCUUGGCUCUUUUAUGACUCACGGACUUCAACUCCCAGAAUUUCUGAGCCAGCCAUGCUGGCUCAGGAAUUCUGGGAUUUGAAGUCCACGAGUCAUAAAAGAGCCAACGUGCCUACCUCUGCACUAAACCAAACUGGCUCCUAUAUAAUUAUAUAGUCACAACUGCAUAGUGAGUACACCAGAUGGAGAUCAGUUUGCCUAGAACCCUUUAUGGAGGAAUAGCAACAUCUCAAAAGCAAUUUUCAGCAGCUGUAACAAAAUUAACAAAAGUCAGCUUAUCGGAAUUGUAGUUCAGCAGCAAACAUUCACAUACGUGAGCUAAAAUAAACAUGCUAAAUUCCACAUUUAGCAUAUUUACUAUUUCUAAAUUCUUAUUUAGUCAGUUUUAGUAUGUUAUAGCACAGUAAAAGGAGAAUUAUUGUUGUGGUGAUGUGGCCAUCUUUUCCUUUCUGUGAUUUAGUCUAAUAAGUUACAUGUUUAGUUCCCUACUAAACAAGCAAAUGUCCAAAUUAUCUAGUUAGAUCCAACCAUCUGUACUACCAAAAUUUACAGAUAACAUUAGCAUGAUCAAUUUUUCCCUUAUUCACAAUAUAUGAUAUUUUCACAGAGCUUUUAGCUCUGAGGUAAAAAUUGUCCACAAAUAGCUAUUAUAGCUAUUAUAAAUUGACUGUUGCAUUACUAAGUUAUUAAAAUGCCUUUUUGAUGAACAUCAAGAAUAGAUGGCACUGAAAAAUCUAAAAUGUACUGCUAUGUCUUGAAGUUCACUGAGUAACUUUGGGUUUAGGACAAAAAACAACCACAGCUAUUGGUACCAUAUUUCAGUAUAACACUGGGUGGGAGAGGUUCUAAUGAUGUCUAUGAGGGAUGGCACUUGAGCUGCUAUGUCUUGCCACAGCAUAUGGCAGUGAUGGCAAACCUUUUAGAGACUGAGUGCCCAAAAACUGCCCCACCCCCCACCCCGCCCACCCACAGGGCCACUCACCACUUCCACGGCUCGCAGCAGAUCGCCCAGGUGGCCCAGCAGCGCCAUGGUGGCUACGCCCUCCACACUCCACGCAUCAUCUGUGCGUGACAGGGCAUGAGAGUGGAGUCUUGCACCCGCUGCCUGGCUGCCAUUUGCUUGGUUGUGCUGCUCCACAUCAUCCACACUGGGGAGCAACUCUCCUUCAGGGAGGAUACUGGUGAGGAGGGGGCUGCAGGGGGAGGUGGGGCUGGAGCAACAGCAUGCGUGCCCACAGAGAGGCUCUGAGUACCGCCUCUGGCACGUGUGCCAUAGGUUUGCCACCACUAGCAUAUGAUGAUCUGGUAGUUACAGAGAAUUAUCAACCACUGAUAUUCUUACUACUCACUGACACAUUGCCUCCUUUAACAAUAAGAUAUGGUACAGCCCACUUAUGUGAUCAGUUAAGACACACAUAUGUCUUCUGCACAUACUUGUUUACUUAUCUUUAGAAAUUUCAACUGCUUCUGACAUAGUUAUAACACAUUUAGGUGACUAAUUUUGUUUUGUUUUAUUUUGUUCAAGUAGGCACAGAGAAUAGAGAAUGAGUAGAUUGAAACAAAUUGCUCCAUUUCUAUAAAGCUGAGAACAGGAACUGACCUAGCUUUUAUGGCUUUUCUAUCCCUCAUUUUAAUCCUGAAUAUCAAAAAGGACAGCUAUAAUUUUAUAGCUAAAUUAUACAUGUGUGUGCCUGCUUCACAUAUUUGAAAGAUCACAUCUAUCUAUGUCCCAAGCAUUACUAAACUGGAAUGUGAUUCACAUUAAUCCAUUUUAUGCACAUUUUUAAAAAUUUAUACAAACAUUACAAAGUGAGAGGAAGAUUUCUAUUUGUGAUUGCAAAAUAUACUUGGUAACAUCCAUAUAUCACCUAUGAAAACCUGGUAAAAGCCAGGAAUGGCCAUAGUGAUAUCUAUUAGCACAUCUACUGAAGACACAUGGCUGGACUACUGACUUCAGUGGAACAGGAACAGAAAAAGAUGGAGUCAAACAAUGAAUUAAGAUGCAUGUCCGUAGCACUGUGGGAGUUAUUUAAGUUAUGGCAAUAAAUGCUUUCUGUAGAUUAUGUCUUUAAAAAAGUAUGAACUGUCCCAGCCUUAACCUAGUCAGUCUUCUCCUUUUUACUUUUUAUUUACUUUUUAUUAUAAACUGUUUUAUGGCACUGGCUCCAUUACAAAUAUUGCUGGGAAACUAAUUCUGCAUUAGAGAUUAGGAGGAAACAAUUAGAAAAAUGAAAUCACCUACUAUAAAAUCUCCCAAGCUGAUAAAUAGGAAAUAAAUGUAACAGGGGCAACUGAAACAAAUACAACAGAGCAGUGCACAUUAUAAUUCUGUUUAAAGUAUAGUAAUUAUUCCUAAACUUCCAUCUGUGCUAGUAAUUAUGCAUGUAACAUUUUGUGAAUAUUUUAGAUUUUGGGCAGGGGGAAAGGAAGGAUUCCUAAGUGACCAUUCUUUUAUACCAUCACAAACCUCUGAGUUUCUUAAGGGAAAUAAUGCCUUUUAAAUCAGUGAUAACACCUCUACCUCCUCUUUGAAGAAAAGGAAAAUAGGAAAAAAAUAGGCAAUUAAGCCUAAAAGAAAAAGGGGGGGGGGAAGGCACUAAGAGUGAUAAUCACAUAGACAAUGAUUUUUUCUCUGUAAAACUUGGUAAGAUCAGGAAUCGGGUAUUUUUACAGUGUUGAUUUUAUAUAAUCAAUCAUUUCUUUAAAAUGACUAUGGAAAUGGGAGAAAAUGCACUGUACUAUAUUAACAUCAUGUCCUAAUUUGGCAAAGUUAGGAUGUUCUGGUAAAUGGGAUUUUAGGGCCAUUGAUCUUUUUAUAUCAAGUGGAAUGCAUGUAUCAUGAGUGCCUGAUGCUAAAUCUCAGAACCCACUUUGCCUUCACCUCCUGAGCAGAAGAUCAAUAUAGUCAGACACUAUCUGUUCAUCUGAAAGUUCAAGAUUAACAUGCUUAGUAUGUCAUUUAUUGUCAAAAACAAACUAAAAGUAGUUCUGUGGACAGAAUGGGAGGACUUUGGACAGCUGAAUGAAGAACAACACUAGGUGACAAUGGGUAGGUCACUACAAAAAUAACCCAGACUGUUGAAGCACCAAAUAAGAUAAUCCCUAGACACCCUGUUCUAAACUCUCACAAAUUGUAGAUGGAAUGUGAUCAUAAAAUGGGGAUUUGUUUUAUUUAUUAUUUUUGUAAAAAGCAUAUUUAAUAUUACUUCCUCCUCCAAUUUUCUCCUCCACAACAACCCUUUGAGGUGGGCUGGGCUGAGAGAGAGUAAUUGGCACAAGAUCACUCAACCAUCUUUCAUGCCUAAAGCAGGACAAGAACUCACAAUCUCCCUGUUUCUAGACUGUAGCUUCAACUAUUAGACUAAACUGGAAUUUCAUUUAUUGAGAAAGGGGAAAAAAGUUUUAGAUGUUGAGUUUCUUCAGGUGUAAAACUUAGUGAAAAAUGGUCAACUCCUGCUGAAUAUUUUAUGCAAAAUAAAUCCUUCCAGGAAAGAUGAUAAUGCAUGCUAAACCACUUCAUUUCAUUCAAAAAUACACAGAAACUUUUAUUAGUUUUUUGGUAAUGAAAAUAAUUAGGACAAAGUGUUGGUAGAGAAGGAAGACUGCAAAUAUGCUGGCUUCCAUUUUAUUGCUAAAUGUAUAGAUAUUUUUAUGGAAAUGUUUAUAAGUGUCCUUUGCAUUGUUCUGUUCUAGCUUUUUAUUUUGCACAUUGACUAAUCAUAGUUAUUUAGAAGUACAAAAUAGCUGCAGACCAGACCAUCAAUUCUAGGCUACAUGGGAAAUAUUUUCUUUGAGAAGGCAAGCUUGCUCAUGCACCAGCAAUUUGCAUGUUCUGAAUUUUUCUUUAAACUCAGUCUUUUCCUUUUUAAGUUAAUGCCUGCCCCUCAGACUACCUUUCUGAGGAAUCCAGAAAUAAGAUAACCUUAUGUCUAGUGCAGAGGUAGUGUCACAAUCCAGGAUUCAGGUGUAGUAGAUUCAUUAUAGAAGCUUUCUCAGGCAUUCAUUCUACACAUUCAUUCUAUAGUUCCUUUUCAUAAUGAACUGGAAUUUUGUGAGGCUAAGGUGCUUUUAAUCUUUGCUUAGCAUCACUAUUUGCAUAGAACUCUUGUUAGAUAAGAAUUUACUGGGGUUGAGUUAAAAUGAGCAGUAGUCUAUACUUGAAAUAAGUAUUUUUCUGAAUGAGUUUUCAGGCAGCAAAAGUUUUCCAUUUCAGUAGCCUUUUUACUUGCCCUCUUUUAGCCUUUUGAUUUUCUCUUUUGUCCAGUAUUUUCAGAACAAUGGUGGGAUUUUUAGAAUUCUGUCAUCUACUAGCUAUAACAUGGACUGUAUAUUAAUCAGAUGAUACAUAUGUUGAAGUAGAUUUGGAUCAAUUGUGCAUGGAGUCUCUUAACUCUGAUGAACAUAGAAUAAUGAACACAUUUAACACAUUAGCUUAAUUUUCCAGAAAUGUUUGAGAUUCAGUUGGUUUUUCAAUGAUACUGCCAUGAAGAGCUGAUAAAGAAUUAAAAAAAAAUUAACUCAAGAUCUCACAGAUUUUUUUAAAAAAGGAAAAACUUAUCUCAAACCCCAUGUUUUCAGCAUUCUUCAAUAAAAGAUCUGAUUAGUUCUUUUCUUUAAGGGAAUAAAUUCACAUUGUGCAAAAUUUAUGCCUUUUUAUCUAUCAGAAUGUGGCCUCUUCAUACAACUAGAUUUAAGAAUAUUAGAUAUCUUGGAUUCCUCCAGUUCUGGGCAUGUCUUCUAUAAAAUGUUUGUUCUAUUAUGCUAUAAUAAUCAUGCCUACUUCAGUACACAAGAAUAAUUUAAAAAUAUGUCUCUUUUAGGGGAAUGGUUUGUAAAUUUCUAAAGAGUGUAACUCUGUAAGGCCUUAUCUGAUAUAUGUAAAAGUACA